This is a messenger RNA of Durusdinium trenchii, 2268 nucleotides long. Lineage: Eukaryota; Dinophyceae; Suessiales; Symbiodiniaceae. The record is from the annotation of a GenBank genome assembly.
CGCGAACGCGGCGGCGGCGGGCGCGGCGGCGGGCGCGGGCUGGGGGAGGGCGCUGGAGCUGUUGGAGCGCCUGGAGAGGCAAAGCUUGGAGGUCUCGCAUGUGAGCUUGGGAGUGAUGAUGAAGGCGAGCCAUUCCUGGUGGCGAGUGCUACGGAAGAUGCAACAGAUGCUGGAGAAAGGGAUGAGUUUGGAGAUCCGACAUGCCAAUGAACUGAUUCGGUCCUGCAAAGGCGAAACCUGGCCAAAGGUGCUAAGUGCUUUGCAGAUGUCUCUGGAAAGAGGUGCAGAGCCCACAGAGUUUACCAGUAGCUUCCUGGUUUUGCUUAAGAUGGUUUGUGUUUUCCCUAUGGUUACAUCCCUAUGGUUUUUUCCAGGUUCCUGAAGCAAAUCCAAGGCUUGGUGCUGGCAAAGUUGAAGCAGCAGUGGCCUUUGGCCAUUCAUCUGUUCCACGACCUGGCGCACCAGCGGCUGCAGCAUGAUACCGUGAGUGUGAAUGCGGCCCUAGUGGCUGCGAACCAAGAACGGCGGUAUUCCAAGAACUUUGUGAACGAGCAGCUGACCUCGGCGAGCGCCGUCGAUUCAGCCACGUGCUCCACGGUGGCGCAAGGCGGACACGACAGCGAGACAGUGCUGGAGCUACUGCAGCGAAUGAAGGCUUCCUUGCAGCAGCCCGACCUGGGCGCGCAUGACUCACUUCUGUACACCUUGCAGCGUGAUGGCCGCUGGGAGGCUGCGCAGCAGCAUGUGCAGAGCAUGCGCCACGAGGGUGUGGAGGCGAAAAGCAGCACCUGGACCUCACUGAUGGGCUCGAUGGAUCGUGGGCAGCAGUGGCUUCAGGUUCUGAAGCUGCUGGACCUGGGAAUCCAGCUCGACCUGGUCCUGGCAUCUAGUGCCAUCAGCGCUGUGCAUACAGGUCAUGGUUGGCACUUGGCGUGGCAGAGCUUUCAUCAGCUGCGCCCACGAAGCCUACAGCCCGAUGUGGCCGCCCACAGCGCGGUGAUCAGCGCGGCUGAGAAGGGACAGCAGUGGGCUUUGGCACUCGCUGCCGCCGGUGCCGGAGUGGAGUUGGACCUGAUCUCGCUGAACACCGCGGUGAGUGCCUGUGAGAAGGGCCUUCAGUGGGCGAAGGUCAAUGGGCUACUGAGUGCCCAGAUGCCCCACCGGGGCAUCACCUCGGAUGCCAUCAGCUUCAACUCGGCCAUCCUGGCGCUGACGGCGGCGCGACGUUGGCAGAGCGCCCUGGACCUGGCGCACGCCGCAGGCGAGCGGGGCAUCACCCCCCAGGUUGGGAGCUACGGCGCGUUGUUGAUGGAGUGUGAGGAGGCCAGUCCGUCCCUCUUGUCGUGUCAAGAGGAGCUGCUGCGAAGCUCGCUGGAAGCCGCAGGACUCGUGGAAAAAGGAGCGACGGCCGCGGGACUCGGCCGCGCCCGCCGGUCCGUCCGCUUCGUGGAGCUGUGCUGCCCACAGGACGAUCGGCACCACACGUUGCGCCGUGACUUUGGGAAGUUCGACGAGAAGCGCUUCUCAGAGCUGCUUGGGUUGAGCAAGCCGGUUUCUUAUCGGCUGAAGAGGUUCCGCAACUUCCUGGUGGCCGAGAACGAGCGGAACCGAAGCCGCUCGGUAUGGAAUUGGGAAAGCCUGGCGGCCACAGUCCGAAGCGGAGUCCAUGUGUUUGGAGAUGAAGGGGCGCUGAACUUGCCAAACUUCGAUCUCACCCAAGGCGGUGGCAGCCGUCAGACGGAUUUCUUUCGCUUGGCCGGGAGAGCUGAGAUGGGAUCGGCUUCAGAUGACCUGUGGCCAUACUUGGGGUUCGAGACACCGAGAACACCGCUCAAUUCCGCCGCGUUGAACCCACCCGAGCCGGGUCGAAGGGUGUUGGGCAUUUCUCCGAAGGGUCAGAUGCUUGGUCUUGGAUUUUGGAAGGUCUACCGACAGCUGAAAGCGGUUUCAGCCUUUCCGAUCCAGGAGAACCUGUCAGCUGCCAUUCUGGCGGCCUCAGAGGCCCAGGCCGCCCUGAAGCAGCCCAACCUGAGUGACCGGGACAUGGCCGAUGGCCUACGGGAGCAGGAGCUCUUGGAGGCACCGGACGGCUGGAUGGGCGUAGGAAAAGGCUUUGCUGUGGAGAAGCUCUACGUAGCCCAUGACAUGCCCGCCGGAGGGUCAGUGCCCGCCUUCGGAAUCUUCUCUUCGAGUGGGGUUCACUUUCUUUUUGGGUUCCUCCAGCCUGAAGUGAGGGUGCAAGAGCAAGCUGCCGAAGAGCCAACUUGA